AUGCAGCAGUCCACAGCUCAUGGUGACAUGAAAGCGAAGCCCGAUUUGAACCCUUCGAAGGAUCAUCUUGCUGUAGGUGUACAUGGAAUGGUGGCAUGCGAUGUCCCUCUUUGCUCUCAAAUGGGCAGGGACAUCCUCCGAAAAGGCGGAAACGCCGCAGACGCCGCUGUCACUGUUGCUCUCUGUAUCGGUAGUAUCAACUCGCAUUCUUCGGGCAUUGGUGGCGGAAGCUAUAUUGUCAGUACAAAAGGAAACGAGUCUCUUUCCAUCGAUGCUAGAGAAAUAGCUCCGGCAAAAGCACACAAAAACAUGUAUCAAGGCAUACCUCUUUUAUCGCAGUUUGGCGGCUUGGCAGUAGCAGUUCCAGGGGAGUUGGCAGGCUUGUAUGAGCUCUUUUCGCUCCAUGGAUCAGGCAACCUCACAUGGGCGGAGUUGUUUCAGCCAGUAAUUGAAUUGAACGAGGAAGGCUGGGAUGCCCCCCAAAUAUGGACCAGAGCACUCUACAAAAUACAUGAAAUGCUUCUUUCACGCGUUCAGGCUUUGAAGGAUUCGUGGGAUUUCGUUUUCAAAGAAGGAGGCUCUGGGUUGGUGGAGAUAGGAGACCGCUUGAAGCGUCCUGCCCUUGCUAAAACUCUCCGCAUAAUUGCCCAAAAUGGUUCGGCAGAUGCUUUCUAUGACCCUGAAGGUCCUAUAGCGCCUAGUCUUGUUGAUGCAAGUAGAAAGCUAGGCGGGAUUAUCGAAACGCUGGAUUUUGCCAGCUACUCCGUGAAUGUAUCAGAGGCUCUUCUGUAUGAAUUCAUACACGAGGACGAACAUUACGAGAUCCUUACCACAAAAGGCGCUUCUUCCGGUAUUGCGUUGGUAGCUGGCCUUAAUUUCUAUUCUACUCUUGAUCUUCAUUCCAAGGAGUUAGGAAAGCAACCCGAGCUUCAAACACACCGCCUCAUCGAAGCAAUGAAGUGGGCAGCAGCAGCUAGAUCAAAUCUAGGAGAUGUGAACGAAACCUACUACGAAGAAAUUGUAGAGAGGUAUGGGGACCAGAAGUGGGCCGAGAAUAUCAUUCACCAGAAAAAGUACUCUGAUGAUCGAACUUUUCCGUGGAAACACUAUGAGCCUUUAUAUGAAAUCAGUGGGAAGCACGGAACGUCCCAUUUUUCCAUUGUGGACAAAGAAGGCGGGGCGGUCGGUAUGACAACCACUGUGAAUUUGCUUUUCGGCUCACUGGUCUAUGAUAAUCGCACAGGAAUAUUCUUGAACAAUGAAAUGGACGAUUUCUCCCAACCGAAUAGAAGAAAUGCCUUUGACUUGUCGCCGUCUACUCUCAAUUUCGUUGGUCCACAUAAACGUCCUCUUUCACUGAUGGCACCCAGCAUCGUAAAGAAAAACGGCGAAAUUGAGUUUACGCUCGGCUGCGCUGGGGGUUCCAGAAUUUCCACAGCAAUACUUCAGGCUAUUGUGCGAAUCAUUUAUUGGAAUAUUCCACUUCUUGAAACCAUAGCCUUGCCAAGAAUCCAUCACCAGCUUAUUCCAGAGUGUACCAUGGUGGAAAAUAUCGAGCUUUUCGAGGGGGAAUACAUGCCUCUCCAAAUUGCAUCAGCUUUGGAGAAGAAGAAUCACACUCUUUACGAAUCUGGCGCGCUCACUGCAAUGAAUGCCAUUAAACGGGUAAAUGGCCAAUGGGAAGGCGUCAGUGACUAUUGGCGCAAGCGCGGGCAGGCUAGCGGCUACUAG
Metschnikowia bicuspidata var. bicuspidata NRRL YB-4993 is the source of this 1731-nucleotide messenger RNA. It is a transcript of the gene CIS2, whose product is annotated as gamma-glutamyltransferase. Bases 1 to 1731 code for a protein of 576 amino acids. The record is from RefSeq and is a predicted model, not a curated record. Gene Ontology annotation, biological process: glutathione catabolic process. Gene Ontology annotation, molecular function: glutathione gamma-glutamate hydrolase. Gene Ontology annotation, cellular component: fungal-type vacuole; plasma membrane. NCBI's taxonomy places the organism in Eukaryota, Fungi, Ascomycota, Pichiomycetes, Serinales, Metschnikowiaceae. The transcript has 2 exons.